AAAUGGCAGCGCUGAGACAGGAGCAUCGGUAUGGGCUCUCCUGUGGCAAAAUCAACAAAAACACCCCGAAUCAAACUCUGUACCACGUCAAACUCACUGACACUGCUAUCCGGACCCUCGAAGCCUACCAGAACCUGAAGGCAUCGCUAUCAAAUCAGCCAGCGAUUUGCUUCAAGGGGAGCCAGGGGUACAUAAAGAUCCCAACUCCAACUCCUGAAUCUCCCGAUGGAUUCAGAGUCUUCUCAUUCUACUUAUCCAGUGACAGCAAAGACAAACCUCAGUCCAGCUUCGACUGCAUUCACCAGUAUGUCUCGGGGGAGGGCAGGGAUCUCCUGGAGGGCAAGGGCAGCAUUCAGGACAAGAUCACGGUUUGUGCAACAGAUGACUCCUACCAGACAACCCGGGAGCGGAUGUCUCAGGUGGAGAAGGACAUCUGGAGCCGCUCAGCAAUUGAGAUCAAACCUGGGCCAAGUAAGUGCGUGAAGGUCCAGAGGAAGCAGGGUCUGGUAUCAGGCUCAGAUAGCAGCAACAAGCACUCCCCCAGCAACAAGAGGAGCCUGGUUCCUAGCCCUGUAGCACACCGGCCCUUGAGGGAUCGCAUCAUUCAUCUCCUGGCCUUAAAGGCCUACAGGAAACCUGAGCUGCUACUGUGGUUGGAGAGGGAGCGAGCCAGUCCAAAGGACAAGGCCGACCUGACCUCAGUACUGGAUGAGGUUGGCAAGCUGAAUCUUAAAGACCAUAGCUAUUCUUUGAAAGAUGAGCUCUAUAGACACGUCCACAGAGACUGGCCUGGCUAUUCAGAAGAGGAGAAGCAACUCAUCCAUAGGCUAUUGAUCAGGAAACUUCAGCCACUCCACAGUAGCCAGUUGAAGAGUCCCCAGUCCAACCAUUCAUUCCAUAAAACUCCUGGGGACUCUCCGUCACAGCUCAGUCCUGCCAAGAAUCUCUCAGCGAAACGGCCAUUAAUUUCUGAUCCACCCAACUGUCAAACCCCUAAAAAACAAAGACUAUUAGACCCCUGUUUGCCUCAGCAGUCGCCCUCUCGUGGAGACUACAGCACAAACGACGCUCGUAGCUCCUCAGGUCACAGAAACAUUAGUGCACAGAUUAAAACAGAGUUUGACAAAACCAACAAUCAUCUCCACUCAAGCCCAAACGGUCUAUACUCGCCACACAAGCACAGCGGGUCAACUCCUGUUCCCAAAGUGGAGAGGACAGGGCCGGCUCCCUCUGCCCCCAGCCCCAGGCCCCCCCACCCUGAAACCCCCCUUUGCACUGACCAGCAGCUCGCUAACGGCCAACAUAAAAAGAAACGGUCCAAAAAGCACAAAGACAAGGAACGAGAGAGAUUAAAACCAGACUGGAUAGAGACCAGUCCGGACCUGAAGCAGAACCAAGAAAAUCUCAAAGACCACAGGGGAGAGAAUACGCCUGUUGAUCGAACCACAGCAGAGGAGCUGCCGGACUAUUUAAUAAAAUACAGCACUAUAACAGCACUGGAGCAACGUCAGCAGUACAAAGACGACUUCUGCGCUGAGUACGAUGAAUACCGGGCUCUUCAUGACCGCAUCGGGGCUAUUACAGAGAUGUUUGUUCAGUUGGGCUCAAAGAUCAACACUCUCUCCCCAGGAACACAGGAGUACAAGCUUAUGGAGGACCAAAUACUGCAGAAGUACCGCAAGUACAAGAAAAAGUUUCCUGGUUAUCGGGAAGAAAAGAAGCGAUGCGAGUACCUGCACCAGAAACUGUCCCAUAUCAAAGGCCUGAUCACAAAUUACGACCGAACGCAGGAACUCUCCUAGUAAUUGGCCUCUACCCUGAGCGGGGUGUGUUAUGAAUGGACCAAAAGACUACUAAUGGACCCCAAAGACUGCCCAGCUGGGUCCUGAAGUCACUGAAGUACUACUCACUUUACUCCUCCCAGCAUCGAUGGAAUCGAGGAGCGAGGCUGAGACCACCGACUCGUGAUCAAACGUCGCCCUUUGACAUCUUGGAUUCCACCGGUGAUUAUUGCUGUAAAGGCUGGAUACGGACGUAACGCGAUGAGAUGGUAGUGAAAAGAAAGUGAAAGCCAAAUGAAUUUGAAACGCAGAAUAGAUGUGAUCCUUCCUGCCUAUAUCAAAUUUAUUCUAUCCUUUAUUUUGUCACAACUAAAAAGCAUUGAUUUGUUAGAAAUAUUAAAUUGAUGGUACAAUCAUUCUUAGAGCAAAACAAAUGCUACUAAAGUCUUUAUAUUUAACACACAUAGGAGUUUUUAAUAGGUUCCAAUGAAGUCAAAAGUUGACCAUUUCAAUCAUAUCAAUAAUAAUUUAAAAAUAAAACACUAUGAGUGACACGACCUGUGUUCAGGACGUCAGUGGGAGUUUAUCACGUAGCUUCCUUCCAUUGCCCUGCUUCAUUUCUAAGAAAUGUUGGAAUACAACAAAACCACACCUGCCAGUACUGUUAUACUGGUUUCAAAUAUUUCACACACAUGUAGCCUACCGUGAAUUGCCUUUUCAUUACGUGAUGAAACAAACAUUAUCAACUUACGCUUCUCUCAAGUCUGGUUACACAGUGCAUACAGUACAGUAAUCAUGCUGUAUUUUUGCUUGAUUAAUAAAACAUAAUCACUCUACAUGCAGUUUUAAAAGCUUACAGGGUAUUUAUUUUGGUGAUCGAUGUUCACCUGCUUUGAUUUACUAUUAUUUUACUUUUUUGGAUGAUGUCUUGAUGGUGUUUAAUUUGGGAUUUGGUUGAAUGAUCCACUUAAUAGGAUGUGGAACUUUCCGCUGAAUGUGACAGAUAUGCCUUUAUCAAAUCGGACUGUAUUUGUAUUUUCGUAGCCCCGUCAACAUGGGGUUAAUGGCACUGUGGCUCCAUCACUCAAACCACUUUGGUUCUGGAUUGGUUCUGGUGGGAGGCGGCCUCACUUUAGAAUUUCUGUACCACAGCAGGUACACGUCUAUAUAACCACAACAUGUCAUUUUUCCUCACCUUAAUUAACUGUGGCCUAUUAAGUAGGGAAUAAUGGUCAGUUUUCAGUGUUUCUGGACAUUUGCAUCUGUAGCGCAACUCAUAUAAACACUGUUUAAAUUGGGAGAAUGAAGCUAAUAUUUGCCUUAACAUGUAUGUCAGACAUUUCCAAAAUUCUGAUACCCAUGCUCUGAAAUGUUUGUGGUUUAACCUGCACAGUUCAAAGCAUUCUCAGACAGCUAGUUUAUAUGUUUUAGUUUAAAGGAAGAUUCAGUUCUUGGAUACCUGUGCAGCAGUUUUCUGUGUUGUUUUUCUUUACGUGCAUUGGAUUCAGCUUUUGUUUCAACUGUGUUUUAUCUCACUGUGCAGCAAUUGAAUUCAGUUUGUAACUCUACCAAACACCACUAUCAAAAGUAAGAGCUCUGCAGAACUCUACGGAUAAUGUGAAUCACUUGUGCUGAUUUCUCAGUGUGAGUGAUCAACGGGCUUACUGUCACAUAUUUAGCAGCUUUUGUAUUGAAGUUUUUAAUGGGUAUUCUGGGAUGUGUGAAGGAUUCAAGCAACAGUUGCUCCAUCUUGGCACAUACACACAUCUCAACAAAAGAAAUAUUUAUUAAAGUCCAGUUUGAAGCAGUAAUAUCAAAAUAUAUUAUUCUGGCUGUUUGGGUGUCUGCAUCUGAUAUAGCUUUUUUUUCAGGGUUUGUAUUUUUUUGUAUGCCCUUAAAUGUGCCGAUGAAUCUGAAUAACCUAAAACCUGUUUUGGUACUGGAUCUGGAAAUCAAUGGUGCAUAGGUUAUUUGUCUUAAAGAGCACAUGGCCUGCUGAGAUAUACAAAAUAAUGUAUUUCUGUUUCACAAUGCAAAAGGUACUUCUAAAUUAUGGCAAUAUCUACAAAAAUAUUGAGACCGUAAGACUAUGGGUGUGAUAAUAGUUGAUCAACUGUACAAUAGAUAUGUAACUGUACUAACUGCAUUACAUCAGUGAUGCUCCUCUGCCAAUAUAUCAGUAAAUAACUGUUGUAUGAAAAAGAUAAUCAUGCCAUUCCUGUGAUUUUCUUUCUUUUUGUUAAUGGUCUGUUCAAGUGCUAACCAUGGUUUUCUUCAACUGUUGCAGAAGCUAACUACUGUCGGUGCCUUCCCAUCUAGAAAGUAGAGUCACUCUAUGUGUAACUAUCAUUGGUAUUCUGGGAAAAAAGAAGAAAAAA
This is a messenger RNA of Sphaeramia orbicularis (orbiculate cardinalfish), 4159 nucleotides long. RefSeq names its product RNA polymerase II elongation factor ELL. NCBI's taxonomy places the organism in Eukaryota, Metazoa, Chordata, Actinopteri, Kurtiformes, Apogonidae. Gene Ontology annotation, biological process: transcription elongation by RNA polymerase II; positive regulation of transcription elongation by RNA polymerase II; snRNA transcription by RNA polymerase II. Gene Ontology annotation, molecular function: cis-regulatory region sequence-specific DNA binding. The transcript is spliced from 12 exons. The coding region runs from base 3 to 1802 and encodes 599 amino acids. Gene Ontology annotation, cellular component: transcription elongation factor complex. The record is from RefSeq and is a predicted model, not a curated record.